This is a messenger RNA of Entamoeba invadens IP1, 444 nucleotides long. Its product is annotated as DNA repair and recombination protein rad52, putative. Gene Ontology annotation, biological process: double-strand break repair via homologous recombination; double-strand break repair via single-strand annealing; mitotic recombination. Lineage: Eukaryota; Evosea; Mastigamoebida; Endamoebidae. Gene Ontology annotation, cellular component: nucleus. The transcript has a single exon. The coding region runs from base 1 to 444 and encodes 147 amino acids. The record is from RefSeq and is a predicted model, not a curated record.
AUGUCUUCGCAAAGUCAAUUUGGUCAUUCCAAUUUUACAAAUGCCAUAGAAAUUCAACAACAACUAGAACGUGAAAUCCAACAAAGUUACAUCAAGACGCGCACUUUAAAUGGCAAAGAUACUACAUAUGUUGAAUGGUUUACUAUAGUUCAAAUGGCAAAUAACAUUUUUGGAGAAGAUGGAUGGUCUAACGAGAUUACUGAGUGUGUCGUCGACUCUAUAACAUGUGAAAAUGGUAUUUAUGAAGUGACUUGUACUGUUCAACUUCGUGUAUAUUUAAAGAAUGGGGUAGUAAGGGAAGAUGUUGGGUGUGGAAUAGGCAUCGACAAAGAAAAGGGUAACUCAGUUAUCUCCGCCAGAAAGGUUGCAGUCUCUGACGCUUUAAAACGGACACUAAGACUCUUCGGAAACAACUUGGGCAACCACUUCGACCCAAUCAAAUGA